Hypomesus transpacificus is the source of this 4147-nucleotide messenger RNA. It is a transcript of the gene tut7, whose product is annotated as terminal uridylyl transferase 7. Gene Ontology annotation, molecular function: zinc ion binding; RNA uridylyltransferase activity; nucleic acid binding. NCBI's taxonomy places the organism in Eukaryota, Metazoa, Chordata, Actinopteri, Osmeriformes, Osmeridae. The record is from RefSeq and is a predicted model, not a curated record. The transcript is spliced from 29 exons. Bases 126 to 3932 code for a protein of 1268 amino acids.
GCAGGCGUGCGCAACUCGCAACAGAAGCAAGAGGACACAGGAGGAGUUGUUGAGAUUAAAUGAAAGUCCUUGUGGACGUUAGUAUGCUGCCCAUACAUAGACAAAAGGUCUGAUUGAAGAUUACCAUGGAAGAGUCAGGUAGACAACGUUACCCCAAGCAGGGAGGACGGGAGAGGGGGCCAGUGGCUGAAGAUGCGGACGCCUGGAGGAGCCAGGACGCGGGUCGGGUGUACAACCCUCAGAAAGAGCGGCCCUAUGGAGGGUCUUACGGUGCUGGCUCCAAGAAAGGAGGACCGUUGAGCGGUUCUCCAGGAGGGUUUAAGGGCGGCCACAGCCCCUCGCAGAGAGAAGGGUUCAGGAGGUUUCCAGGUUCUGACAACCAGGCAGGAGGGACGAAGGAGAACUGGAGAGACCGUCCCCCACAGCAGCGCUGGAAGAGGGGCUACCAGGACGAGGACCAGGGGGAGACAGCUGCUGACAACUCAGGGGGGAGGCAGAGGAACCGGGACCGGAGGCGCGGGCACGGGGAGAACGACAGGGGCCCGGUGAUCGACGAGUCGGCCCUCUCAGUCAAAGAGCUCCAGGGACUGAGACAGGCGGAGGAGCAGAUUGGCAAAGACGAGAUCUUCCGUCUCAACAAGAGGUCACGCAGCUGCCCCAACGCCCUCUACUCCUGCUCCCUGUGUGACGUGCUGUUGGAUUCUGUCCCCGCCGCCCACAGACACAUCAGAGACAAGUGGCACAAGAGGCGAGCUCGGGAGAGGAAGGAGGAGGCCAUGCUGACGGAGAUCCUGCCUCCCGGGCCGGACCAGGUGAGCGCCCUCGGCCGCGCCCUGCAGGGCGUGGUGACGGAGCUGGGGAUGAGCGACGUGGACGUGGAGAGGAGACGGCUGAUCCUGGCUGCCAUGCAGGCCGUCCUCCUGUCUGUCCUGCCUGGAAUCAACCUCAGGCUGUAUGGAUCUUCUUGCACUAAGUUUGGGUUCAAGGAUUCAGACAUCAACAUUGAUAUUCAGUUUCCUUCUCAUAUGCAUCAGCCAGACGUCCUGUUGCUGGUUCAUGAAAGUCUGUCCAAGAGUGAUCUCUACGUGGAGAUGGAGGCUGAUUUCCAUGCCAGGGUGCCCGUGGUUAUCUGCAAAGACAAGGAGAGCGGCCUGGUCUGCAGGGUGAGCGCUGGAAAUGACAACGCGUACCAGACCACGUGCUACCUAGCGGCCCUGGCCAGCCAGGAGCCCCUCCUCCUCCCUCUGGUUCUGGGCCUCAGACACUGGGCUUGGAUUUGUCACGUGGACCGAGCGGAGGAGGGGGGCCUGCCGUCGUACGUCCUGGCCCUCAUGGUCAUCUACUUCAUGCAGCAGCGCAAGGAACACAUCCUGCCCAGCUACCUGGGCCACGAGAUUAAGGAGUUUUCCGUGAGCAGGCUGUCAGACUUCAGCCUCACCUACCUGGAAGACGGGUUCGUGCACUGGGGCUACCGCUCUGCUAAGGACUCCUCCACACCUGCAGACGGCUUCUACAGGAAGGGCAAGGCCCCUCUUGUUUUCCCGGGCCCCCGCUCCUCUCCGGAGGCGGGGCUUCUGUGGGUGGAGAUGCUGCGAUUCUAUUCGCUGGAGUUCAACUUCUCCGACAGCGUCAUCAGCGUCAGAACCCGUGCCGUCCUAUCGCGCGAGGCCAAAGACUGGCCGAAGAAACGCAUUGCUGUUGAAGACCCCUUUGCUGUGAAGAGAAACGUGGCUCGCACCUUGAACAGCCAGCAGAUGUUUGAGUACAUCCUCCACUGCCUCAAAACCACCUACAAGCACUUUGCUCUCCCACUCAACACGGCCCCUGCCAAUCACAAGCUAGGAGGGCCGAAACCAUCCAAUCACAAGCCAGAGAAAGGUUCCGGUUCUAGUCUGGAGGUGGGUCUGGGACCCCUGAGUGACGAGCAGGGCCUCCCCUCCAGCCUGGACUCUCUCAGCCUGGCUGAGUCAGCCAGGGGCCACAAAGGAGAGUCUGGAUCUCAGGAUUCAAACUGUGUCGUGGAAGAAGAAGAAGAGGUUGGAGAGGGGUACAGUGAAUCUGAUAAAGACAAAGAGAGAGAGAGUGCAGAUCUGGGGAAUAGUAGCCUCUCUGAGGAGGAGGAGGAGGAGGAAGAGGAGGUUUACAGUCGAGAGCACCUGAACAGUUUCACCACAGAAGACGAGGAACUCUUCCAGUUAGACGAGGUGUCGGGGGACGAGCCUCUGUCCGAUGAGGAGGGGCCGUGUCAGGAGGAGGACGGGGAGGAGGCGGCGGAAAAACAGAGAGAAACAUCCGGAAAGAUAAUGGAAGCACUCAACAAACUGUGUUACGAAUUCAACAAACAAGCGUUCACACGGGGCAAGUCCCACACGGUGGUAUGCAGCCUGUGCAAGCGGGACGGACACCUGAAAAAAGACUGUCCUGAAGACUUCAAGAAGGUGACGCUGGACCCUCUGCCUCCCAUGAUCCCCUGCUUCCUGGAGACCCUCAGCCUAGUCUGCGAGCAGUGCUACCGAGACUUCGCCCCUGAUGAGCUGGAGCUGGGAGUCAGAGAGCACAUCCUGCGGGACGUGGAGCGCUUCGUACGCUGCCAGUUUGCAGGUGCAAAACUUCGCCUGUUUGGUUCUUCGAAGAACGGAUUUGGCUUCAAGCAGAGUGACUUGGACAUCUGCAUGGUGUUAGAGGGACAGGAGACUGCUGAUGAGCUGGACUGUAUCAGUGUUAUCGAGAGUGUGGCCAGACUACUGAGAAAACACCCAGAUCUAAGAAACAUCUUGCCCAUCACCACAGCCAAAGUGCCCAUCGUCAAGUUCUACCAUGUGCGCACCAGUCUGGAGGGAGACAUCAGCCUCUACAACACUCUGGCUUUGCACAACACCAACCUGCUGGCAUGCUACGCCGCGAUCGACCGCAGGGUCACCAUCCUCUGCUACGUCAUGAAGGUGUUUGCCAAGAUGUGUGACAUCGGGGACGCGUCGCGUGGCAGCCUGUCUUCCUACGCCUACACCCUCAUGGUUCUGUUCUACCUGCAGCAGAGGAACCCUCCGCUCAUCCCCGUGCUCCAAGAGAUUUACGAUGGGGAUGUGAAGCCAGAGGUGCUGGUUGAUGGCUGGAACGUGUACUUUUAUGAUGACAUGGAGGCUCUGCCCAGUCGCUGGCCGCAGUACCAGAAGAAUACUGAAUCAGUGGGGGCGCUGUGGCUGGGUUUGCUGCAGUUCUACACAGAGGUGUUUGACUUCAGAGAGCACGUCAUCUGCAUCCGCCAGCACGCUCCCCUCACCACCUUCAACAAGCAGUGGACCUCCAAGUACAUCGUCAUCGAGGACCCGUUUGAUCUGAACCAUAACCUGGGAGCUGGCCUGUCCAGGAGAAUGACUAACUUCAUCAUGAAGGCUUUCGUCAACGGCAGAAGAGUGUUCGGUGUGCCUGUCAAAAGCUAUCCUCCAGAGUACCCCAGCCAAAUGGAGUAUUUCUUUGAUCCGGAGGUUCUUACGGAGGGAGAACUGGCGCCCAACGACCGCUGCUGCAGAAUUUGCGGCAAGAUCGGCCACUUCAUGAAAGACUGCCCCAUGCGCAAAAAGUCCAAGCAGAGGCGGGACCAGGAGGACAGGAACAGGGCGGAGGGACGGAGAGACUGGGCAGAGCCGGCCGACGGGGGCCGGGAGGGGACGCCGUGGAAGGGCGAGCGCUGGAGGAGACCGGAGGAGAAGCGUUGCUGCUUCCUGUGUGGCUCUCAAGCGCACAUGAAGAAGGACUGUCCUCAGUACAGAGGGCCCCCUAUAGCAAGUGCCAAAGAGAAGGACAGACAGGGCGCGCAUCCACACGACGAGAAAAGUAAAACAAGGCAGAAAAAUGUCCACAGUCCACAGACAGGAAGUCUAUCCAGCAGACACCAGGGGCGGGCCGGUCAGGGGCGGAGCCUGGUGGACUGAAGACGACCAGAUGGAGGAAGAGUAGAAGAAAGGAGAAGGAGAGGAUAAGAAGAACGAGAGGCUCGAGAGCAGUGAACUCCAAGCCCCUCUUCUUCAGUGACCCAUGAACAAGGACUGAACAAGCACCGUGGAAAUUCACAGACCCUUCCCUCCCUCCCCACCUCCCCCCCUCCCUCCCCACCCACCUCCCUCCACACCCCACCCCCUCCCCACCC